GUUUAUUCAUUUAUUUGUUAACAUUUAGAGCAUGAUCAAAUAACUUACACUUCGUUUAAUGGGAAAUGAACACUGAGAACUACCUAAAUGUGGAUAUAUCUCAAAAUAACACUAAUAAUAAUAUAAGUGAACAAUUACUUUCAAGUAGUAGUUCCAUAGUGGAAACUAUAACAUUUCUGGGAUUUAUUGUAAUUAUAGCCAUCACUAUUGGUGGUAAUUUACUUGUUCUUGUUGCAAUCUGUACAAAACAUAAAUUGCGAAGAAAUGUUACGAAUUGUUUCAUAGCAUCCUUAGCAGCAGCAGAUUUACUAUUGGGAGCUAUUGUUAUGCCAUUCGCUGUGAUUGAUCUAUUAAGAUCUAUCCAUAAAGACUGUCUUCCCAAAAAUCAGCAAGAUCAGUAUGUUUUAUGGCCAUUUGGUCAAAUCUGGUGUGAUAUGUGGCACGCAUUUGAUGUUCUUAGUUCAACAGCUUCAAUUUUAAAUUUAUGUGCAAUUUCAGUGGAACGUUAUAUUGCUAUUUCAGACCCAUUUAAUUAUCCUUUACGUGUAACACAUUCACGAUGUAUUAUUAUGAUUAUGCUUACUUGGGUAUGCUCUAUACUAAUUUCCUUUCCAGCCAUUGCCUGGUGGCGACAUUCAAGUAGUAUGUAUAAUGUUUCUGAUAUGCAUAGUGUACCAGAUUUAGAAUGUUUAUUUUCUUCUGACAGAGUUUAUUUAUUCAUUUCUUCGUGUAUUUCAUUUCAUAUACCCUUGAUAGUUAUGAUUUUUGUUUAUUGGAAAAUAUAUCAGAAAGCAAAUGGUCUCAUUAAGACCUUUAACACAGGUAAAAGAUUGAUUUAUCGAAAAUCACUAGGUGGUGAGGCGAUGAUAUUAAGAGUGCACAGAGGCGGUAUAACUAAAACACUGCCGUCAGUCUUGCAACAGGGUGUAUUGUCCCAUAAUCCUAAUACUUCUGUCAAAGUAUCAUACGUAUCUUCUCAUGAAAUCCUCAACAAUCAAUCGCCUAUAUUGUCGCCAACAGCAAAUGAUGAUAAUAAAAAUAAUCAUGAAAUAUUAGAGUGUAAUGUAGAUGAAAACAAAAAAAAUACAAAACAUGUUAAAUUUAAUCACUCUAGAAAAUCUCAAUCAUUUGAUGAAAAAAACACUCACUGCACAUUAUUCUCUGGUUGCUACAGAACUGUAUUCAAUCGAUUUAAUGUAAACAAUUCAUUAAUACAAAAGGAUGACAAUAUAACAGCAACACCUGGGACGCAGAAUGCAGAAGAAAGUUUGCUAUCAUCAAGAAGCUAUCUAAGUGAAAUCAAAAAACGAGUACAACGAUUCACUAAAGAACGGAAAGCAGCUAAAACUCUUGGAAUUGUGAUGGGUGUAUUUGUGUUAUGCUGGUUACCAUUUUUUGUUUAUAACACAAUAAAAGCUGUUUACCCAUCAGUUUUAAAAACUCAAGAGAAUAUAAUUUUUCCACUUGUCACAUGGCUUGGUUAUUUGAAUUCAGGUGUCAAUCCGUUUAUCUAUGCAUAUUCUUUACGGGAUAUUCGUAAAGCAUUUCUUGAUAUUCUGUGCACACCAUGUAAAACACAUUCUAAUUGGUGUCGCACAAGGCUAAAUCAAACUAGAGAUACUUAUGUGUCACAAUAUACCGAUGAACCAACAGAUGCUUUAAAAUCUAUUAAUUGUCAGUCUACAAUGUCGCUUGCUAAUGGUUCAUCAUUAUACACAGACCACAAAUAUUCCAUGGAAUCGACAUCUUCACCGUAGCAAAAGAAUUUCUCUUUUGAAAUGUAUUCAGAUGAAAAUAAUCUACAAAAUGAAUUUUAUCAUGACAGUAAACACGAUAAUAGAGAAAUUUACAGAAUUUGUGGAAUUUACUAUAAAAUCUGACAGUCUACCUUUGAGUUUAUCAGGAAAAAGGAAAUUUUAUUUAAAACAUUUCAGAACCCAAAUGGUAACUAACAUCAUUUAUUAGCCAAUGUAUGAAAAACUAUUCAUAAUUUCAAUACUAAAAUAGUCCAUAUUUUAUCAACAAUAUUAUUUCUAUUUCCUAACAUUGUCACUAGAAUCCAAUACCUUAUAAAUCAUUUGUUUAAGACAAAUGUUUGUACACUGUACUCUAUUAUGUAAAAAAGUAGGUUUAUCUUCGAUCCUGUCUAUCUAUCUAAAUCUGUAAAACCACUCAAAUAAUAAAGUGAUAAGUAAACAUGUUCAUGAUUGUACUUUGAAUUCAUGAGUCAAUUGAGUCUGGAACAACAUAGAAAAUCUAGAAGUACUGGACGGCCUACAGUGGGACUCCUCAGCAGUGCACAUCCACGAUCCUGCCUCGAGAGAUCCGAACCCAGGACUUAUCAGUUUCGCGCUCGAACGAUUAAGCAUUAGACCACCAAGUCGGCAUCCAACAAUGUUAAUGUUUAACUACAACUAAUCCAUUGUUAUACGAGAAUAUCAAUGUCAAUAAAAUGCCACUAACAGACAACUGAAUUUCUUAUUGAUAAACUUUUUUGAAAAUCAUAAUACAUCUUUAUCUCUAUGAAUUAUAUAUUUAUUUAUUAGGAAUUUUGAGACAAUUUAUAAAUCUGUAAUCAUAAAAACUUUCUUUAAGCUUAAACUCACUAAAUUAGCUAUUGCCUUAAGCAGUCAUUUUAUUUAUCUAACUAUAACAAUUUUUUGAUUAGUUUCAUAUCAUCAGUUUACUGUAUGUUAUCUCAUAAACUAGAAAUGUUUAUUUAUCCAAGAAACAAAAACAAACAUAUUUAUAUGUUGUAAUGGUAUGUUUUUUUUUAG
Schistosoma curassoni is the source of this 2777-nucleotide messenger RNA. The record is from the annotation of a GenBank genome assembly. Lineage: Eukaryota; Metazoa; Platyhelminthes; Trematoda; Strigeidida; Schistosomatidae.